GUCCAAGCUCGUUGGAAAGUCUCUUUCAGCCAUUACCUUUUUGAUACACAGGUCGCAUUUUUCACAUCCUUCUUUAAGUCUUAAUAACACACCUCCCAUUCGCGCGCUUUGCCAUACAUGACGUUCGUGGAAUUAAUAUUAGCCCUGUUUCUCUCAGCCCGUCCCUCCCUCCGUUCCUCAUAGUGCUUCCAGAUAAUCAAGCAUUCACAUAUAAAUUAAGCUUGUUGGGUCGUAUGCAUCCAUCCUUCCGGAAUGCAUACAACCUGUUCGAAAAAAUUACCCACCGAAGUUGUUUCAUGAGAAGCUCAAUGUUGAGAUUCUACUACACUACUAUGUGCAACAGCCAUGCAUAUUUAGAAGACCCAGUCGAACUCUUUGGUGAAAAAGAGAGUGUUAUAUCUUGGACGUCUAAGAUAUCCGGAUUGGUAAGGAAAAGUCAGCCGGAGGAGGCUAUUCAUAUGUUUAAAAUGAUGUUAUUGAGUGAGAAUAGGCCAAAUUAUGUUACAGUUUUGAGCUUAAUAAAGGCUGUUGAUGCACUGAAUUGUGAGGAUAUGGUGCAUGAGAUUCAUGGGCUGGUGAUUAAAAUGGGGCUUGAGUUGGAAAUCUCAGUUGUAACAUUGCUUCUUUGUGUUUACUCUGUUUGGGAUUUGGAAAUUGUGUGGAAGCUCUUUGAUCAGAUACCUAAUAAGGAUUUAGUCCUAUGGAGUGCGAUGGUUUCUGUGUGUGUUAAGAGUGGGCAAUUCAUGGAAGCUUUUGAGUUCUUCAGAGAGAUGCAAUAUUGUGGUAUGCAACCAAACUAUGUCAGCAUUGUAAGCAUCUUGCCCGGUUGUGCAGACGUGGGUGGUUUGUCACUCGGCAAACAGAUACAUGGGUUCUCCAUUAAAAAGGAAUUUUAUUCUCAUACAAAUGUUCAGAACUCACUGCUAGAUAUGUAUGCGAAAUGUAGGCGUUUAGAGGCCUCUAUUCGAAUAUUUAAUGGGAUCCAAAGGAAAGAUCUGAUUUCAUGGAAGAUGAUUAUUUGGGGUUGUAUUGAAAAUGGAUGUCCAAGAAAAGCAUUACUGAUCUUAUUGAAUAUGCUUGCUUGCACUGAAUUGGAUGAAAUCAUUGUCCAUGAUGCAAUUUUGGCAUGCUUACAAGCAGAAGAAGUAAAACUUGGGCCACAAUUUCAUUGCUACACAAUAAAAAAUGGGUUCCUGGCUUUUGUUUCUGUAUGCACCACACUUCUUCAAAUGUAUGGAAAAUUUGGUCAAGUAAGCUUAGCAAUGAAAUUAUUUGAUCAGCUCCAUUCAAAAGAUCUCAUUGCCUGGAGUGCAAUGAUCUCGACGUAUGCUCAAAGUGACUGUCCUUGUAAUGCUUUGGAUGCAUUUAAACAGAUGCAACUAGCCAAUGAGAAGCCUAAUGAGAUCACUUUUGUUGGUCUAUUACAAGCAUGUUCUUCCAUGGGAGCUCAAGAGCUUGUGCGAAGCAUACAGAGUCACAUGACUAAAUCUGGAUACUUGUCCAAUCCCUUCCUAUCAUCAGCCUUAAUUGACUCUUACUGCAAAUUUGGAAGGGUAAAUCAAGGGAGAGCUCUUUUUAAUGAAAUUCCUUAUAAAGAUCUUGUAUGUUGGAGUUCAAUGAUUAAUGGUUAUGGACUGAAUGGAUGUGGAGAUGAGGCUCUUGAAACUUUCUUAGACAUGUUGGAUGGUGGGAUAGAGCCCAAUGAGAUUGUUUUCAUCUCUGUUUUAUCCGCUUGUAGUCAUUGUGGCCUAGAACAUGAGGGCUGGAACUGGUUUUGUUCUAUGAAAGAGAAAUAUGGUAUUACUCCAAAACUGGCACACUAUGCUUGCAUGGUGGAUUUGCUUAGCCGCAGAGGAAAUGUUGAAGAAGCUCUGGAAUUUGUGAAAAAAAUGCCGAUGGAACCUGACAAAAGGAUUUGGGGAGCUCUUCUUGCUGGCUGUAGAUCGGCUGGCGGGUCCCUCGAGAUUGCUGAGCUUGUUGCCAAUCGGCUUAUUGGCCUUGACCCAAAAAAUACUAGCUAUUACAUGAUUCUGUCAAAUUUGUAUGCAGAGCAGGGUAAAUGGGAAGAUGUGGAGAGGAUGAGAAAAUUGGUGGAUGAGAAGGGAUUGAAGAAGACAACUGGGUCUAGCAUGAUUGAAGUAAAUUAAUUACUGUAUGUGAUCUAAAUCAAAUAUUUUCAGUUUUUGCAGGUCGAUUUGUCAACUAAUUUCAUUCUAUAUCUAAUCAAUGUUGUAAAAUGGCAGGAAUAAAUUUUAGAGCUUGUUUCUAAAAUAUGGAUAUUUAUUGAGUUGUUGAUUCUA
Messenger RNA from Malania oleifera, 2300 nucleotides. Its product is annotated as putative pentatricopeptide repeat-containing protein At3g01580. The coding region runs from base 234 to 2147 and encodes 637 amino acids. Gene Ontology annotation, molecular function: protein binding; RNA binding. Lineage: Eukaryota; Viridiplantae; Streptophyta; Magnoliopsida; Santalales; Ximeniaceae. Gene Ontology annotation, biological process: RNA modification. The transcript has a single exon. The record is from RefSeq and is a predicted model, not a curated record.